This is a messenger RNA of Neospora caninum, 498 nucleotides long. RefSeq lists its product as hypothetical. The transcript has a single exon. Lineage: Eukaryota; Apicomplexa; Conoidasida; Eucoccidiorida; Sarcocystidae. Bases 1 to 498 code for a protein of 165 amino acids. The record is from RefSeq and is a predicted model, not a curated record.
AUGUCGCAGCCAAACCUUCAGUAUGCCCACACGGGCGCAGUUGAAGACUACUACCGCCUGCACGAGGCUUCUGCGACAAAUCGUAUUCCUCUUGCGCAGGAAUAUUUUGCCGAGCGCUUCCAAAGAGAUUUGAAUGCCCCCGUCAUCGUCCACGAUCGUGAGCAUCCCCAACCAGCGCCACAUACAUACAUCGCGGGCACGCCGGGUCCGCUGCACUAUGGCGUUCCUUUAUCAGAUGGAUACGACCCCGGGGUGUACGCAGUGUCGAAUGCUCUGUUCGAUACGAGUGGAGCCUUUCGGUCAAUCCCUCUGAAACAGGGACCUGUUUUUCGUCGUCGACAACGCGGAGAUUGCCAGUCCGAAUGGAGCAAUGCUUUUGUCAGCAGGGUAGACCCCUGUGAAUGUGGGUAUCCUGAGGAAACCUAUACUCCUUAUGAAGUGGCACGUUACCGUGAUCAGUACGGAAAUCCCCACACUACACUUGACUUUUCUCGGUGA